CCGCCGCCGCCGCGGCCGCCGCCUCCGCGUCGUCCGCCGCGUCCGCCAACAAGUCAGAGCACUACCACAUAUUCGUCGGCGACCUGAGUCCAGAAAUAGAGACACAGACGCUUAGAGAAGCCUUCGCCCCUUUCGGUGAAAUUUCGGACUGUAGAGUAGUGAGGGAUCCGCAGACACUGAAAUCCAAAGGAUAUGGCUUCGUCUCUUUCGUCAAGAAGGCGGAAGCGGAGAGCGCGAUCGCAGCGAUGAACGGCCAGUGGCUGGGAAGCCGCAGCAUCCGAACCAACUGGGCGACCAGGAAGCCGCCGGCCCCCAAGAACGAAGUGAACACGAAGCCACUGACGUUCGACGAGGUGUACAACCAGUCGAGCCCCACCAACUGCACCGUCUACUGCGGGGGCCUCACCAACGGUCUCACCGAGGAGCUCAUGCAGAAGACUUUCUCGCCCUUCGGAAACAUACAGGAGAUACGCGUCUUCAAAGACAAAGGAUACGCCUUCGUGAGGUUCUCCACCAAAGAGUCGGCUACGCACGCCAUCGUGGCCGUGCACAACACGGACAUCAACGGGCAGACCGUCAAGUGCUCCUGGGGGAAGGAGUCGGGUGACCCAAACAACGCACAGGCAGCAGGACAGCCGCUGACGGGAGCGCAGUAUCCGUACGCUUACGGGCAGCAGAUGGGCUACUGGUACCCUCAGAGCUACCCCACCACCGCCGCCACCGCCGCCGCCGCGCAGAUGCAGGGCCAGUUCCUGCAGGGCAUGCAGGGAUACACCUACGGCCAGUUCGGAUACCAACAAGGCUACAUGGGGAUGGGCAUGCAGCUGCCUGCCGCCUGGCAGGGCAUGCCGGGCCAGCCGCAGAUCCCGGCGGCGGCGCAGCAGAUGGCGGCGGCGGCUCAGGGCGCGGCCAUGCAGCAGCCGGCCGGCAUGAUGGCCUACCCCAUGCAGCAGUUCCAGUUGGCAGACGACGAUUGGCUAGCUCCCAGUCUCCUGGUCUGAUGGUAAGACGGCCAGGCCGCGAGCGACGAGUGUGAGUAGAGAGAGUGGUCGUGGUGUUGGUGGUGGUGGUGGUGACGGUGGUGACGAUGACCCGCUGGGCUCGAGCGCACGCCCUCGCCGCUCUGCCCGACCCCUGCAAACAGCCAAAACUCUUGCAUGCUAAUUCUUCACUUCAAUUUCUGUUCUGUUCUCAAACAACAACAAAAAAAAAAUCAACAACUACUAUUACAACAAAAACACUUAGAAAUAAAAGUAACAAGAAUACACAUUCGUAGAAAAAAGAACUGUGCA
This is a messenger RNA of Schistocerca cancellata (South American locust), 1292 nucleotides long. RefSeq names its product cytotoxic granule associated RNA binding protein TIA1. Lineage: Eukaryota; Metazoa; Arthropoda; Insecta; Orthoptera; Acrididae. The transcript is spliced from 9 exons. Bases 246 to 1001 code for a protein of 251 amino acids. The record is from RefSeq and is a predicted model, not a curated record. Gene Ontology annotation, molecular function: RNA binding.